GUUGUUUUUUGUGCUACAUUCUUGCUCUACUUCUUUUAGCAGAAGGGGCUCUGCGAGUUAAGAAGCUGAAAAUUCUAGAUUCGCGACUUCAGUAUCCCAGCCAACCAGCAGCACAAGAACAAACAAAUCAAAGCCGACGACCUGCGAAUCUCCGCAGGAUCGCCGCCGACAGAAACGCAUCCCGUCACAUCUCCUACCUCUCUACAUUUACUCGGUCGCAGAUUCCAAACAUGAUGAUGGAAGACGAAGACGAUGAUUUCUACGAUCCCGCCGAUGCGGUGCCUGUAACUCAGCAUCAAAAUGGAUCUCAGCAUCCCCCCGCAGAUUCAGGACCGCAGGACUCCAAUGAUGCGGAAGAGGAGGAGAUAGAGGUAGAAGAAGAUGAGGAUGACUUCAAUAUCAUCACCGAAGCACCUGCAGAUGCGCCCCCUCCAGAAGUCCCACAUCCUCGUCACGCCAGUCUCCGCGCGGAGUCUCAAAGACCUUCUUCUUCUGCAGAUGUUUCUACGAUAUCAAAAUCAAUAACGCCCACCGUUACCCCUAAGCUUGAAUCCGUUACCCCUGUGCCUGCUGCUGCAAGGCCUGCGGUCCCUCAGAAACCCGGUUCCGCCUACCCUCCAGUCCAUGCGUCGAACAUCGAUGUCCACGCGAACCCUGUCCAUCCGGCGACCGGUAAACCGAUCAUGUUAACAGACAUGGACACCGACUUCCCAGAGGACGACAAGCCUUGGAGGCGGCCAGGCUCCGACAUUACAGAUUAUUUCAAUUACGGGUUUGACGAGUUCACGUGGGCCAGUUAUGUGUUGAAGCAACAGGAGCUACGCAAGGAAAUUGGAGAUCAGAAGAAACAAUUGGAUGAUAUGCAGGCUUUCUUAAGCAUGGGGCUUCCGCCGAUGCCCGGCGGUCCUCCGGGACCUGGAGGGCCUCCAGGAAGCGCACCACCUCCUAUGCCCGGCAUGCCUGGAAUGCCGGAUAUGUCACAAGAGAUGAUGCAAGGCAUGCUGACGAGCAUGAUGUCGCAAGGUCUGGACCCCUCAUCCAUGGAUCCUAUGGCAUUUAUGCAGCAUGCGCAGGCCAUGAUGGGUGGGCAACCCGGCGCAGGCGGCGGACAACAAGGUCAACCCGGAUUUGGUGGGCAAGGUGGUGGCCAGCCUCAGAUGGGAUACGGAGGCGGCUUUGGUCGGGGUCGCGGGAGAAGAUGCAUUGGCGAUUCGAGCAGAUCUUUCCUCCGCAACGUCAAGAGCCUUGCUCCCCUCCUCGACCGCGUCCUGGUCCAGCGUGUCAAGCCCGAGGCCAAGACCGCCUCCGGUAUCUUCCUCCCCGAGAGCAGCGUCAAGGAGCAGAACGAGGCCAAGGUCCUCGCUGUUGGCCCCGGUGUCUUCGACAAGAACGGCCAGCGCCUCCCCAUGAGCGUUGCUCCCGGUGACCGUGUCCUGAUCCCUCAGUUCGGUGGCAGCGCCGUCAAGGUCGGUGAGGACGAGUACACUCUUUUCCGCGACCAUGAGAUCCUUGCCAAGAUCCAAGAGUAAAUUGGACGAGUGAAAUGAUAUUCAGCUCCGUUGUCUUUCUGUUCACGGGUUAAGGCCGAAUCACUUGUACUAUACCUCCUACGCAAAAUCAUGAGC
Molecule: messenger RNA, 1625 nt
Organism: Aspergillus neoniger CBS 115656
Lineage: Eukaryota; Fungi; Ascomycota; Eurotiomycetes; Eurotiales; Aspergillaceae
Gene: fip1
Product: cleavage polyadenylation factor subunit FIP1
Exons: 7
Coding region: 231-1529 (432 amino acids)
Cellular component (GO): mitochondrial matrix
Molecular function (GO): ATP binding; protein folding chaperone; protein-folding chaperone binding
Source: RefSeq, a predicted model, not a curated record